Diachasmimorpha longicaudata is the source of this 1514-nucleotide messenger RNA. Its product is annotated as odorant receptor 47a-like. The coding region runs from base 85 to 1374 and encodes 429 amino acids. Gene Ontology annotation, cellular component: plasma membrane. Gene Ontology annotation, biological process: sensory perception of smell; detection of chemical stimulus involved in sensory perception of smell. Lineage: Eukaryota; Metazoa; Arthropoda; Insecta; Hymenoptera; Braconidae. The record is from RefSeq and is a predicted model, not a curated record. Gene Ontology annotation, molecular function: olfactory receptor activity; odorant binding. The transcript has 9 exons.
AAUUAAUGUGCAGUAGAGGGCAUGCGUUCUCCCAACGCGGUCUAAAAUACUGGAGGGCAUCAGUCGAAGAUAAAGUUCAGCGCGAUGACGAAGACAGGAGGAAAUUCACAAGUAAACGAAUCAGUGUAUGCGAACAAGGAUUUUGUCUAUUCGUACGGAUGGAAUCGUGUCAUGAUGCACGUGAUUGGGGGUUGGCCUGAGGACACCGAUAACUUCUUCAUGAGGAAUCGAAUAUUCUUGAAUGGACUUGCUCUUUUUCUUUUCAAUGUUCUACCCCAGUUGGCUAGUGUACCAUUUUUCUGGGGAGAUUUCAAUGCUGUUAUCGACUAUUUGUCUCUCAAUCUGGCUAUAACUCUGGCACUUGUUGAACUAGUUUGGCUUGGAAUUCAGCGAUCCACUGUUCAGAAAUUAUUAAAGAUGAUGGCUGAAGAUUGGUUGAUGCCGAGAACACUUGAGGAGCACGAGGAGAUGAUGAAGAUGACUAAAAUCAUCAGACUGAUUUCGUCUAUAUGUUUUUACUCGACCAUUUGCCUCUUCGUUGCAUUCGUGCUUUCGCACAUGCUGAGCGCAUUGGCACUCAAAAAUGAUCCUACCGUUGAUCCAAAAUUAUCAAAUGGUUUUCUCUACACUUGUGUAUUUCCUUUCGAUACCUCAUCGCUGCCUGUUUUCAUACCGAUCUGGAUAGGCCAAUUUUUCUGCAGUUAUAUAUCAAUGGCCGGAUAUUCCUCUCCUGUUGGCUUCUUAGGGAUGUUUGUGUUCCAUCAAUGUGGCCAAUUAAAAUUGCUGCGUCUCAGAUUAGAGGGAAUUGUUGAUAAAGAAACCACGGAAAAUCGCCGAGAAUUCUGGAAAAAACUCGGAAAAAUUGUCGAGAGGCACGAGCAGUUGAAUGAACGUACAUUGGAGAUUGAGGAGAAUUUCAAUCAAAUUUUCCUCGCUGCUGCAGUAGAUUGCAUUUUCAUCACUUGUACGCAGACUUUCGCAGUAAUCACACUAUUACAAACUGAAGGAACCUUUCCAGUGUUCCAGAUGCUUUUUCUAUUCAUUUGCGCCACUUAUGAUUUGGGCCAUUUUUUUGUAUACUGUCUAGCAGGAGAUAUAUUGAUGACCGAGAGCUCGAAUUUUGGUGUCUCAUUAUACAACAGUCAGUGGUACGAGUUAGCUCCUAACGAAGUGAAAGCAGUUCUCAUAUUUACCAGUCGAUGCACCCGGCCACAAAAAAUAACUGGGGGAAAAUUCAUAGAUCUGUCACUUCCCCUUUUCGCAAAAAUUGUCAAAACAGCUGCCAGUUAUCUAUCAGUUCUCCUCGCCAUGAAGGAAUUAUUCACUCCUGGAAAUCACCGAGUUAUCAACGUAUUAAUUUUGAAAAUUUUCUGACAAACAAGACCAUCCAAAGACCUCCCAGGAAUGAUCCCCUGCCACUGAUGCACCUCAGGGGAAAAAUCCCAACUUCUCGGAAAGUCUUUACGUAAUUUGCAUAUGAAACGAGACGCGCAAUUACUCUCGAGCUAUUAAAU